CAUGUCUCUCUGGAAAUCAUACCGCAAUCUCUCCCCGCGCACACGAAUGAUCUUAGGCCUGGGACUGAUGGGGUACGCCGCGUUUGGGCUCUGGGCCGAGCCUCGUAUGGAAAAAGCGCUAGGAAUGGUACCCACGGAGGCGGAAAAGGAGGAGCUGGAUAAGAACAUUCGCGUUCGGAUUCGAAGUGUGGAGAAAUGAGAAGGGCACUUUCUCGAGCGAUUGGAAAGGAUCCCCUCGCUAUGUUCUUGACGUGCCAGGAUGAACUUGGGUUGGCGCUAUGACAAUGGUGAUGAUGACGAUGAGGAGUUGUUAGGGGGUGAAGGGGGUUCCUGCGAGCGACAGGAAGUUCUGGAAGUGCCAUUCUCCCCCUAGAGAUAGGGCCACGAGUGGCAAGGAUGCCCUAAUAUUGUUUCAAACUAUGGCGAGUAUCUUCAGUCGCAUGCAAACUCGCAAUGGCCCUUGGUUAUCUGAUUUGGAGCCCCUGGGUUGCAAUAGUUGCAAAGUAGCACAUAUUCUUCUGCGGUCCUGGCAAAGUCCUAACAAAUGAAACCGACUAUUCCAGACACGUGUUUUGACUGCCUGCGUACCUGGGCGUUGAGGCAUCUAUCACACCCAGUGGACUUUGAAGGCAGAAGGUCAUAUGAGAGUAUCUAAUUCUACCCUAAAAUGUUUAGAUUUGCGAUAUGAAAUCAGCUUUUGACCUAGCACUGUAUCAUUUCCUUGUGUCUGGCGGUAUUUCGAUAACAGCAAGAAUGUAUUUUAUAGAGAA
Coccidioides immitis RS is the source of this 770-nucleotide messenger RNA. RefSeq lists its product as uncharacterized. The annotation marks the transcript as partial. Lineage: Eukaryota; Fungi; Ascomycota; Eurotiomycetes; Onygenales; Onygenaceae. The transcript has 3 exons. The record is from RefSeq and is a predicted model, not a curated record.